AUCUUUUAUUUGAUUUAAUUUUCAUAAGAAUCUAAGGGAUGAUGUAUACAGAGGCGGACCCCACGAUUUGAAGAUGGCGGGGCACAUGAGCAGACUGCUCAACCGGUGUCUCAUCGGACUUUUGAUCUUAAGGGUUUCACGUAAAAUAUAAAGUGUUUUCAACAUAUAUGCACAUAUAUAUCUAGAACUUUUACCGAGGUUAACGGGGACGGUGAUGUACGUAGAUUUUUAGUUUGAUUUGACACAUAAUUGGAAGCAUGUCCUUUUGCUGUCAUCAAAGACGGAUGUAUGUGUUAUGUUGAAGGCUCACCGGACCCAGUAAACUUUGGCAGAAAUCUUGUAUAUACCUUGAAAAUGGUAAUUUGAAUUAUUUGUCACCCUCAAUGCUAAAAGUCUUUAGGUGGCAUUGAUUGAACAAAAUAUUGUGCCCCGACGCAUUAAAAUCUUGAAUCCGCCUCUGACUGUCAUGGAUAAAGGUGAUGUUGAACAACCUCUACUACGAAGCCAUGUAAAUUCUUUGAUUCGUUUUAGUGAUAUAAACUCUUUCAAGAGAAGGCGAACACAAUCGAGCAGCAGUACUGGUAAUAUCAGUCAUAUACCACAGAAAAAUAAUGAGGAACUGUUUCAUUCCUCUGAGUUCAUUGCAACAGAGAGAUUUAGACUCAGGUCUGUGCUCUUGUUUUUGUCUGUCUAUAUAGGAAUCGGAGCGAUUUGCUUCUUCAUAAUCAGGGAUCAAAUCGAAGGAAAAAAGACUAAUGGAAUUCUUGAUGCAAUAUACUUGUGUAUUGUUACAAUGACUACUGUUGGAUAUGGUGAUCUUGUACCUAAAAGCAUCUUAGCUAAGCUACUCGCGUGUAUUUUCGUCUUCACGGGCAUGGCUCUUGUUGGAUUUGUUCUAAGUAAAGCAGCAGAUAGUUUUCUUGAGAGGCAGCAAAUCUUGUUUCUCAAAGCCAUAAACAUGAGGAAAAAUUAUAGCAAUUCAAAUGAGGUGUUACAAGAGGUUGAAACGAACAUCGAAAAGUACAAGUUUUUAAGUGCAUUGGCACUUCUUGUGAUGUUUACUAUACUUGGAACAAUUUUUUUAAAUCAAGUUGAGGAUCUGAGUUUAUUUGAUGCUUUUUAUUGUGUUUGUGCUACCAUUACUACUCUGGGAUAUGGCGAUAAGAGCUUUUCGACAAAAUGGGGGCGUUUGUUCGCGUCUUUCUGGAUACUGUUGAGCACGAUUUGUUUGGGUCAGUUGUUUUACUCCCUUGCUGAAUUAUACACAGAACAAAGGCGAAAAUCUAUGUUCAGAUGGGUUCUAACUCGAGAGUUGACAAAUUCAGACCUGCAGGCAGCAGAUCUUGAUCAUGACAGUGAAGUCAGUGCUGCAGAAUUUAUUGUCUAUAAACUUAAAGAGUUGGGGAAGAUAACUGAGGAAGAUAUCUCUGUAGUAAUGGAGAGCUUCAAAAUGCUUGAUGUUGAUCAUUCUGGCACAUUGACUGAAAAAGAUAUUGCAUUAUUACACUCGUCUCGAUCGAAAAUCUGAUAAUUAACCCCUCUAACAUGUCCGACAGCUUAACUAUGUUUUGUUCGUAGAUGAUAGAAAGAUUCUAACGAUGACUGAAGCCUCUAUCUUGAAGGGUCGUACAUAUAUAUAUGUACAUAUUCCUGCGGCUCAGAUGAGUAUUCUUGUUUAUAUCGUCACGACUAUAAACAUUUUUUUGUUCCUAUUAACAAACAAUCCCCUUUUUCUU
Nicotiana tabacum (common tobacco) is the source of this 1736-nucleotide messenger RNA. NCBI's taxonomy places the organism in Eukaryota, Viridiplantae, Streptophyta, Magnoliopsida, Solanales, Solanaceae. The record is from RefSeq and is a predicted model, not a curated record.